Molecule: messenger RNA, 1772 nt
Organism: Dioscorea cayenensis subsp. rotundata (Guinea yam)
Lineage: Eukaryota; Viridiplantae; Streptophyta; Magnoliopsida; Dioscoreales; Dioscoreaceae
Product: F-box protein At1g47056-like
Biological process (GO): SCF-dependent proteasomal ubiquitin-dependent protein catabolic process
Cellular component (GO): SCF ubiquitin ligase complex
Molecular function (GO): protein binding
Source: RefSeq, a predicted model, not a curated record
AAAAAAUAAACCAUUUUGGAAUUCCAAUUUCACGUCCGUUUUCUCUUCUUCUUCUUCUUCAGAUCCGCAAUUCGUAUGUCUCCGGCCAACUUCGCCGGACCACGUUAACCUCUUCCUCUCCCUCCUCCGCGGCUCAUCACACCGCGCAUGGGCCAAUCCUUCUCCCGUUCUCGCCAUCCCAAACCCUCGCCGCCGCCAUCCUUCUCCGCCACCGCUACGAUGCUCGCCGGCUCCGAUUCCGAUCUCGACCGUGACCACACUGUGGAUCUCCCCGAUGAGUGCCUUGCCCUUGUUUUCCACUCCCUUGGAUCCGGCGAUCGCAAGCGGUGCUCCCUUGUUUGCCGGCGAUGGCUCGCCGUUGAGGGCCAGUCCCGGCAACGCCUCUCUCUUGAUGCUCGAGCUGCUCUUCUCUCCGCUGCUCCUUCCCUUUUCUCACGCUUCGAUGCUGUUUCAAAGCUUGCUCUCAAGUGCGACCGCCGCUCUGAUAGCAUCGGCGAUGAGGCCUUGGCUUUGAUCUCCCUCCGUUGUCCUAACCUUACCCGGCUCAAGAUCCGGGCUUGCCGCGCGCUGACGGACGCUGGCAUGGCCGCGCUCGCGGCGCACUGCACUUCGCUUCGGAAGCUUUCUUGUGGUUCCUGCGCGUUUGGGUCAAAAGGCAUCGAUGCCGUGCUGAAGGGUUGCCCGCUUCUUGAGGAGCUCUCGAUCAAGCGUCUCCGUGGACUUGCUGACGCCGGGGACCCUGUUGGUCCCGGCGUCGCCGCGGGCUCGCUUCGUAGCAUCUGUCUCAAGGAGUUGUACAAUGGGCAGUGCUUCGGCCCGCUUAUUGCCGGAUGCCGGAAUCUGAAGACGCUUAAGCUCUUCAGGUGCUCCGGAGACUGGGACCUGCUUCUUGAUGACAUCGCUACCAAAGUCCCUGGGAUUGUUGAGAUCCAUUUGGAGAAGCUCCAGGUAAGCGACCGCGGGCUUUUCUCCAUCUCUGCGUGUGCUGAUCUGGAGGUGCUGCACUUGGUCAAGACUCCUGAGUGCACUGACGCCGGCCUGGCUUGGGUGGCAGAGAAAUGCCGGUUGCUCCGCAAGAUCCAUAUUGAUGGGUGGAAGACGAAUCGCAUUGGGGAUGAAGGUCUGAUGGCCGUUGCACAGCGUUGCCCUAAUCUACAGGAGUUAGUCUUGAUUGGUGUCAAUCCGACAGCACGAAGCCUUGGGUUGAUUGCAAGCAAUUGUAGGAACCUAGAAAGAUUAGCUCUUUGUGGCAGUGAAACAUUUGGGGAUCAGGAGAUCUCUUGCAUUGCUUCAAAGUGCAUGGCUCUCAAGAAGCUCUGCAUUAAGGGGUGCCCUGUAUCGGAUCACGGAAUGGAGGCUCUUGCAGAAGGUUGCCCUAAUCUUGUUAAGGUGAAGGUAAAGAAGUGCAAGGGAGUGACGGCUGAGGGGGCCGAUUGGUUGAGAGCCAGCAGAGGGUCAUUGGCUGUGAAUUUGGAUGCUGUAGGCCCUGUAGAGCAGCAGGAUGGGAGUAUCAGUGACAGUGGGGUGUUGGAGAAUGGUGCAGAGUUGAUGCUCGGAUUACCUGAACAGAUUGCAGCAAUGGAACUUCCGUCCAGCAGUAGUAGCAGGUCAAUGCUGUCAAAGGCGAGGAAUUUUAUGACUUCUGUUUUUAGGAAAUGGCAUCAUGGUAGUAGCAAUUGCCACCACACAUGAAAUUCGAAAGAGAAGAAACUUCUCAUGUUUGUUGUGUUGUUUACUUUCAAGCUCUCCAUAUCUAUCUGCUUGUUUAGUAA